AAGAAGCAAAAGGCACCCAGGAUAAGGCAGGUAGGUAGAAUAGGUACACUUAUUGCGGUACAGUACCUUGCGGCAUUUCGUGCUUGAUUUAAUACUAGGCGACAAAUCUCCAAUUUUCAGUCACAACAACAAACAACCGGAACCAAAACAAAACCCCGUCAGAGAAUCUACUUACCUUCUCACUAAGCUGUCGUAACGCCUUGGGGAGCUUUUUUGGUGAUCAGUACUCCAAAGACAUGCCUCCAGGUCGAGGGCCAACUGGAGCAUGGGGUCGAUUAAAGCCUGUGGAAUUGGAUGCCUUGGAGGCCAUGGGACUCCCAUCCAAGGGAGAGACUAGGCUGCUCGAUCACAGAACCCAGAAUCAGUACUACACAGAGAUAGUGAAGCGCUACCUCACAUUCUGCUCCGAUGCUGGCGACAGGGACUCGCUGCUCGCCCAGUUCGCCUCGAUGAGCAUCGGCACCGGAAAGAAGCCAGCACCAUCGCAGCAGUCAGAUGCUGCCGCCGCACCCACCUCGGCCACAAAACAAGUUGGUCCCAGGCUUCCCCCACCCGACGGUGCCGCCGUGGCAGCAGGCGGGCCCAAGUCCAAGGAUCUCGUCGUGGUCAUGAUGGCGCUCCGGAAGCUCCGAGAAGCCAUCGUGGCGACCAAGCGCGCCGACGACUUUGCCGUGCAGGUUUACCUCUUCAACAUUAGGCUUGCCAUCCUCGUCAAGACUCCCGAGUCCUACCACCCGGCCAUCCAGCACCUCCUCCGCCGGAUCCACCCGGUGGCGCAGCCGCUCACCAGCGUCGAGCUGCAAGAGGUCGUCGGCUACCUGGUUCUCGACGCCGCCUGCCGCCGUGGCGACCUGUCCGAGGCGCACGUGGCCCGCCUGCAGUACGGCCUGCGCGACCCAAAGGUAGACGCCGUGCUGGACGCCCUGGCCCACGACAACUAUGCUUCCUUUGCGCGUCUGAGGGGUCAGGUCGAUGGCCACAAGGCGAAGCUGAUGGAGUUUGCCGCACCCACCAUGAGGAGGCAUGCGCUGUCGUGUGUGGGCCGCUCCUACCUCUCCGUCGAUGUUGGAUUCUUGGAAAAAUCGGCGGGCAGAACGUGGUCCGAGUUGCAGAGUGAAGACGGCGUCGGCUGGGAGAGGGACGGUCAGAGGGUUGUCAUACGGAAGAUGAAGGCAAAGACUUGAACCAUCAAUCCAAAAUCCCUACUUAUUUUCCGUCAGGCGCCGCUCUUGGGUCCAUUGGCACAAACAGUUAUACGAUACCCAUCCCAAUUUCAAUUCUCCCUUGUCCCAACCUGAUUUGUAUAAAUUAUUAGCUUAAUGCUCACGGAGAUGGAGUUAUCAAACUAGAAG
This is a messenger RNA of Pyricularia grisea, 1352 nucleotides long. RefSeq lists its product as uncharacterized. The record is from RefSeq and is a predicted model, not a curated record. Lineage: Eukaryota; Fungi; Ascomycota; Sordariomycetes; Magnaporthales; Pyriculariaceae. The coding region runs from base 237 to 1184 and encodes 315 amino acids. The transcript is spliced from 2 exons.